Messenger RNA from Paramecium tetraurelia, 999 nucleotides. RefSeq lists its product as uncharacterized. The transcript is spliced from 3 exons. The record is from RefSeq and is a predicted model, not a curated record. Lineage: Eukaryota; Ciliophora; Oligohymenophorea; Peniculida; Parameciidae.
AUGAUUAAUAUAUUUAAAUCUGACUUUGAAAGACAUCUCUAGUAGAGUUCCAUACUCAAUAAUGCAGUUUAGUUGAAUGUGACUGAUCUGAAAUUCUUAAUGAAAGGAUUCCAAGAGUAGUAAACUCCAAUCUCAAUAAGAACUAUAUUUAAGAAGUUUAUAAAUGCACUUCCAAUUAAGCCCUCGUAUAGAGUAAAAUUAAAGAUUUUGGCUGCAUGUCAUGUAUUGUUAGAUGAUUUGAUACAUGGUGCCAUAUUUGCAGAGUAUGUCAGUGAUUGGGAUGGGUUCGUAGAUGAUUCUUAUUCGAUUGAAGAUAAAUUUGUAGUUUUUUAUUUUCAAGUAUUGCAAAGAUUUGCUAAUAGCAUUGCUCUGAUUAAGAUGGUCAAAAAUUAGAGAUCAUACACUAUCAAAUAAUUUGAAGAAUUUUAAAAUAUGUAUUAUAAAGCGAUAAACUUAUUAAAUUUUGUAUUUUGCCAAACCCCACUAUUUAAAGAUAUUUUGGCAUAGAACAAGGAAGAUAUAAUUUAUGAGUUAUUGUUACUUUUAUGGAAUGAUGUCAUUGCAUUAUACCUCUUUCUAGAAAAAUUAAUUAAAGAGUUUGAGUUGGAAUAUUCAUCCCUCUAAACCUCAGUCUUCUUUUAAAUUUACUAAUUACUUCCAGACAUAUAGAAGGUUUAGAAUUCUAUAAAAGAAUUUUAUCAAUUGCAUUAUUACCAUAAAAUUGAAAAGCACAUUAAAGAACCUUAUUGGAAAGAAAUAAAUGAAAAAAAAUUGGAUGAAAUCCACAAAUACAACCAAAUUGUUAAAAUAUCUACAACUAGACACAAAUUAUAACAGCAAGCAAGAAGAAGGAAUUUAACAUUAACACCUCAAAAUAACUGCCAAUAAUAAUAUUUUUCAAAUACAACCCUUGGUUAUCUAAAGAGACUCUCCACUUGUGAAGAUCCGUUUGAAGUAAGUGUGCAGGAUAACUUUGGAUAUCAAUUCACAUAAUAGUGA